Molecule: messenger RNA, 494 nt
Organism: Agrilus planipennis (emerald ash borer)
Lineage: Eukaryota; Metazoa; Arthropoda; Insecta; Coleoptera; Buprestidae
Product: enhancer of rudimentary homolog
Exons: 3
Coding region: 112-423 (103 amino acids)
Source: RefSeq, a predicted model, not a curated record
AUAUCGAGCAUAGCAAAUGUUUUGACAUUUGCCUUGUCUGUCAUUUGUUAAGUAAAAGAAAAAGAAAUAAAUUACAGAAAACUGGCGGUAUAGAAUUACAGCAUAUUAAAAAUGGCUCAUACUAUAUUGUUAGUACAACCCGGUGUUAAUCCCGAAUCUCGCACUUAUUCCGAUUAUGAAUCAGUUAACGAGUGUAUGGAGGGUGUUUGUAAGAUUUAUGAAGAACAUUUAAAGAGGAGGAAUCCCAACACCCCCACAAUUACCUACGAUAUAUCCCAAUUGUUUGAUUUUGUGGACCAGCUUUCAGAUUUGAGUUGUCUCGUGUAUCAGAAAUCGACAAAUACUUAUGCUCCAUAUAACAAAGACUGGAUAAAAGAGAAAAUAUACAUAUUGCUACGACAAGCAGCAGGCCAUACAGAUUAAGAAAUUAGGAUAAAGCAUUAUGAUUUUUAUAAUAUACAUUAAGUGAAUCUUUUUUAUUUUCCUUCUAUAUU